This is a messenger RNA of Adineta ricciae, 1119 nucleotides long. NCBI's taxonomy places the organism in Eukaryota, Metazoa, Rotifera, Eurotatoria, Adinetida, Adinetidae. The record is from the annotation of a GenBank genome assembly.
AUGAACAUGGAGAUUAAUAAUACUUGUCCUUCAACAACUAUUUACAAACACUGUUCAACAUCACGACGAUUUCUUGUGGGUGUAUUACUUGUUUUUCUUUUAUUUGUUGUGACAGGCAUCAUAUUAAUAGUGCUUGCUAGUAUAAAACCGUGUCUUUUUGUAAGAUGCCAUUCGAGAGCAUCACUUUGCAUCAAUCGCUCACCAUUCAAAGGGCAAUGCAUUUGCGACUCUUAUUCAGCUGGUAAUGGUCGAACAGUCUGUGAUGACUGCGGUCUUGUAUAUACUCGGCCAAACGCGCGUAUUAUUGGUGGCGUAGACGCAGAUGCACACAGUUGGCCAUUUGCUGUUCUCAUUCAACAACGCUACAAAAGAACGGUGACAGUUGAUGACGAUACUUUUCUGGUAUCAACAACAUGGAUGUGUGGAGGAACCUUAAUCAAUCAUCAAACAGUUGUAACUGCAGCACAUUGUUUGAAAACCGCUGGGGAUACUUUCAAUUAUCGAUCCUUUGUGUUUCCAAUUGUCUGGAAUAAAUAUUACUCAAAUAUUGAAAGUACGAUCGAAGUGAGCGUUGGUUUACAUGAUCGACGAAAGAAACCUGGACGACGUACUAUUAAAGUUCAAGAAGUGAUUAUCCAUCCAUCGUACAGUCAGCAGAACCUUUUCAAUGACAUUGCUAUUGUCAAAUUAGAAGAGUACAUUCAACCAUCAGUGAAUGUUCAAUUCGUUUGUUUACCCUAUUUGUUGUCUAAUAUCAAUGUUAGUGGAAUCGUUGUCGGUUUUGGCGAUACAGUUCCUGGUGCCAAUCAAGGCUCAUUGACUUUGAAACAAGUGAAUUUGACGAUAUAUCCAAAUGAUUUCUGUGACAAUGUUUCGCCUUUGACAACGAAAAAUUGGACCACACAGAUAUGCUGUGGCGAUUUGAAUGGAGAGCGUGAUGCUUGUCAAGGUGAUAGUGGUGGGGGUUUGUUUGUUCAGCAGAAUUUGUCCAGUGUACUUCGGUAUACGAUUCAUGGAAUUGUUUCCUAUGGUGAACAAUGUGCUAGUCCCAUGAAACCAGGUAUUUACACACGUGUGUCAAGUUAUUUACAAUGGAUUCAAGAGAACAGUAACUUUUGA